CAACUUGACAAGCUUGGAAUUAUACACAAGCCUUUACGACGAUAUUGUGUAUGUGUAACCGACUAUAGCUGCUCCAGCAGCCGACUACAAACGAAAGAGCAACUACGCGAAUCAGCAGAUAAGAAACUAUCGACAUGAUGAAGCUUCCCAUCUUCAAUCGCUCAUCACAAGAGCACACAGACAAACCAGCAAAGCCCAGAACCUAUAAAAUCGUUUUCAGAAAAUGGCCUCGCCUGGCGAGAAAGGCCAUUUGGUGGCUGAUGCCCGUUGAGCUGAUCGGAGUCGUGGCCGCUCUGGUCAUCUUUGGCAUCUCUCAGCCUAAUCUCUACCGAACCGACAUGUGGCAGAUUGGUUGGGAACACGAUCCUCCGCUCAACUCGAACCCUGCCAUGAUUCUCUACGCUUAUGCCAACUAUCGACCUUUACCCAAGGUUGCCCUCAUCUGGACAAGAACAUUUACCGAUUUCAACGUUGCCAUCUCGGUCAUCUCACUCUUCUUUCUUCUCGGCAAGCUUAUAGCUGUCAUAAUGAGAUGUUGGUACCCAAUCUUUGCCACCUUUAUCAAUUGCAGCUUGGUCGCUCUGUACACCGUUUGCACCUACGGAACCAUUGGACCCGACUAUGCCGAUCCGCGAUAUCCCGCACCAACAGCCUGGUACUAUCGUAUAGGAUGCGACAUUGCGCGGCCUUAUAGAAAGUACAAGAGCUGCAUGAUCGCCAAGUACUCUCUUGUCAUAGCUGUAUACAUGCUCUUUGUUUAUCUUAUGAGCUUGGCAUUGUCAAUCUAUGCCCUCCUCCCCAACAAGAUCAAUGACAUUUCCGAAGACGAUGACGAGGAAGAGGGAUCUACGACAUCGGAACCGAAGGACAGGGGUGUUUGGGAAAUGCACAACAUGAAGAUGCCUGAUUCUCGAGCGACGCCGUUUACCCCUCGAACACAAGCGUUUCAUACUUUGGAUCGCCAAUUGCCACUGCGGUCCCAACAGAACAGGUACGGGUGAAGGGAUGAAUGAAUGGAAAUAUUAAAACUCAACGGCCGGGAGAUAUAUGUCUAUGAAUGGACUACUAUCCUUAAUUAGCAUGAGGAGUUUGGAGUUUGGGAUGAUGAUAUUCGAUACCGAGGAACAAUCUUUGAGGCCGAACAAGGCACAACUUUCAUACUGUUACAUAUAUUAUUUCUAUCUAAAUUGAGAAGAUAAACUGUAUGCUCU
Fusarium graminearum PH-1 is the source of this 1211-nucleotide messenger RNA. RefSeq lists its product as uncharacterized. The coding region runs from base 135 to 1001 and encodes 288 amino acids. The transcript has 3 exons. NCBI's taxonomy places the organism in Eukaryota, Fungi, Ascomycota, Sordariomycetes, Hypocreales, Nectriaceae. The record is from RefSeq and is a predicted model, not a curated record.